Ipomoea triloba (trilobed morning glory) is the source of this 2182-nucleotide messenger RNA. RefSeq names its product pentatricopeptide repeat-containing protein At1g71460, chloroplastic. NCBI's taxonomy places the organism in Eukaryota, Viridiplantae, Streptophyta, Magnoliopsida, Solanales, Convolvulaceae. The transcript has a single exon. Gene Ontology annotation, molecular function: RNA binding; protein binding. Bases 61 to 2154 code for a protein of 697 amino acids. The record is from RefSeq and is a predicted model, not a curated record. Gene Ontology annotation, biological process: RNA modification.
CGUUAAAUGCUCUAUCCAAAUAGACGAGAAGAUAAGACUUGUUGAAGAGAAAAGAAGGCAAUGGAGUGUAUGGCAAACUAUAACGUCACUUCCCUCUCCCCAAAACCCCCUCCUCCAACUCUGCGUAAUCUCCGUUCUCUCCUUCCAAGCUCUCUCAGAGCCCAUCAAAACCACCACCAUGCUUUCAAGACCAAAGCAUCGUCUACAAUCGAUCUUAGUCCUCAGAAACGUUCCUACAAGAAAAGAACGAAACCAACAACGCCAAGAAAAUUCCGGGAGCAGGACGCUUUCCCGGACUCCAUACCUAUUCACUCCAAAAACCCACAUUCUGUUUACAAAGAUAUUCAGAGCUUCGCCCGCCAGAACAGGCUAAAAGAAGUCCUUUCAAUUCUUGAUUACUUGGACCAGCGCGGUAUUCCUGUAAAUGUCACCACUUUCGCUUCCAUUAUCGAGGCUUGCGUCCGGAAGAGGGCCCUGAACGAAGCCAGGACUGUGCAUACACAUAUCCGGAUCAAUGGGCUUGAAAAUAAUGAGUUUUUGCAGACAAAGCUUGUCAACAUGUACGCGGCUUGUGGGGCGGUUGAGGAUGCAAAGAAGGUGUUCGAUGGAAUGCCUGUGAGAAGUGUGUACCCGUGGAAUGCGCUGCUUAGAGGAAAUGUCGUGUUAGGUGGCCGUAAAUACCAUGAAGCUCUAGACACGUUUUCUGCAAUGCGGGCUCAGGGAGUGGAGUUGAAUGUAUAUAGCUUCUCUUGUAUGAUCAAGAGUCUUGCUGGGGCUUCUGCAUUUUCCCAAGGUUUGAAGACUCAUGGACUUUUGGUAAAGAAUGGCUUUCUGGGCAGUAAUAUAAUCAGAACUAGUCUGAUUGAUAUGUACUUCAAGUGUGGGAAGAUCAAUCUUGCUUGCCGGGUUUUCGAGGAGAUUGAAAACAGGGAUGUUGUUGCUUGGGGUGCAAUGAUUGCUGGUUUCGCUCAUAAUCGCCUGCAAAGGGAGGCAUUGGAGUGUACAAGACAAAUGAUAGAAGAGGGGUUGGAAGUUAAUUCAGUUAUUCUGACUACAAUUCUUCCAGUUAUUGGAGAAAUGUGGGCAUGGAGAAUUGGGCAGGAGGCCCAUGCUUAUGUACUCAAGACAAAGGACUACAGCAAGCAAUUGUUUAUCCAGUCUGCUCUGAUAGAUAUGUACUGCAAAUGUGGAGAUUUGGCCUCAGGAAGGAAGGUGUUUUACAGUUCAAAGGAGAGAAAUGCAGUCUCCUGGACUGCUCUCUUGGCAGGUUAUGUUGAAAAUGGGAGAUUGGAUCAAGCUUUGCGGUCUAUUACAUGGAUGCAACAGGAAGGUUUCAAGCCUGAUAUUGUCACACUUGCUACAGUCCUUCCAGUUUGUGGGAAACUAAGGGCAUUGGUGCAAGGUAAAGAAAUCCAUGGAUAUGCAGUGAAAAAUGGGUUUUUGCCCAAUGUUUCUGUUGCCACUUCCCUGAUGAUGAUGUAUGCAAAGUGCGGUCUGCUCGAAUAUUCAGUGAGUGUGUUCGAGGGGAUGGAGAAGAGGAACGUAAUCGCGUGGACAGCCAUGAUAUCGUCCUACAUCGAAUCCGGAAGCCUGCACGAAGCGCUUGAUGUUUUCCGGGCAAUGCAGCUGUCAAAGCACAGGCCAGACUCGGUUGCAAUGGCGAGAAUGUUGGAAAUCUGCGGUGAGCUCAGAGAUCUGAAGCUCGGAAGAGAAGUACACGCCCAAGUUCUGAAGAAAGACCUUGCCUGUGUCCCCUUUGUUUCUGCAGAAACCAUUAGAAUGUAUGGCAGCUGUGGUGCCAUUGAUGAAGCCAGAUUUUCCUUUGAUGCAGUGUCAGUUAAAGGACCAAUAACAUGGACUGCCAUCAUUGAGGCUUAUGGACUCACUGGCCAAUAUGUUGAAGCUUUACAGACUUUUAAGCAGAUGAUAUCAAAGGGCUCUUCUCCAAAUGCCUUUACCUUCAAGGCAAUCCUGCAUAUUUGUGAGCAAGCUGGAUUUGCAGAUGAGGCCUGUAGAUUUUUUUCUUUGAUGACCAAACGAUAUAAAAUUGAAGCAUCCAAAGAACAUUAUGACAGCAUCAUUAGCCUCCUCAAUAGUGUAGGUCAAUUUGAGAAGGCUGACAAAUUUGUACAUUUGAGAUCAUUAUUGGAAUGAAGAUAUAGGAAUGUUCAACAGGUUUCAA